AUGAGAGACAUUAUUGAAGUGGUUGCCCUGGCACUGGGUUUCAUGAGUUGGACGAUGGUUGGAGUAUCUUUGCAGGACAAGCAGUGGAAGAAGAACUCAGGAGAUGGGGGUGUCGUCAUUACCAACGAAAUUUUCGAAAAUCUUUGGAUGGCCUGUGCCACCGACUCAAUGGGAACUUUUGAUUGCUAUGAAUUUCAGUCGAUGCUCGCCCUACCUGGAUACAUCCAGGUGUGCCGUGCAUGUAUGAUUGCGUCAGCAAUACUGGGGGCGAUUGGAGUUGUCCUCACCCUAUUUGGGAUGCAGUGCUCGAAGGUGGCAGACCACAACCACGUCCUCAAGAGCAGGCUGGUGGCUCUGGGUGGAUUCUGCUUCCUAAUGCAGGGCUUAUGUACAGUGGUCGCAGCGGCUUGGUACACCUGCAGCAUAGUGUACGAGUUCUUCGACAGGUUUUAUGACGGAACUAAAGAUCUUCCACUUGAGCCCCUCACCAGAACUUACCAGAAGAUUAACAGAUCGCUAUCAGAAAGCACCUGCAGCAACUACAAAGUCAAUGUGUACGUCUAA
Molecule: messenger RNA, 564 nt
Organism: Engraulis encrasicolus (European anchovy)
Lineage: Eukaryota; Metazoa; Chordata; Actinopteri; Clupeiformes; Engraulidae
Product: claudin-15-like
Exons: 4
Coding region: 1-564 (187 amino acids)
Biological process (GO): cell adhesion; bicellular tight junction assembly
Cellular component (GO): plasma membrane; bicellular tight junction
Molecular function (GO): structural molecule activity
Source: RefSeq, a predicted model, not a curated record